AUGAACAAGAGUUUUGCCACAAUAAUUCUCAAGGAAGAGAAUCUGAAGACUGCGACAAUCAUUCUGGAAGCUGUUGCCUCCUACAACCUGUGGAUUGGACAUGUUUUCUUUGGUUUGCCUGAUUCUCUCAACAACAUUAAUAUCUUAAAUCAGUCCUUUCUCUUUAAGGAUCUUGCUGAUAGACAAGGUCCAGAGAUUGAAUACAGAGUCAAUGGCAACAAGUAUAUGAUGAGAUAUUACUUGACAGAUAGUAUAUACCCCUCAUAUACUGCUUUUAUCAAGAGUUUUAAUGAUCAUCAAACUGCAAAGAAGAAGGGAGUGAAUAGAGAAGUAGUGAUAAAAGACAGGUUAGAAAUAGAGAGUGUCUUGGCAGAAGUACCAAGAUUGAUCCCUAGAUCAGAGAUUUUAUUCCCUAAUAGAACUUUUGCUAGCUGUCUUCAAAGAAAUAUAAGAAUUUGGGACCAGAAGCAACACUUUUCACUGAGACAGAAUGUUAUAGAUAGUCUGUGGAAAAUAGAAGGGGAAAGAUAA
Phycomyces blakesleeanus NRRL 1555(-) is the source of this 531-nucleotide messenger RNA. RefSeq lists its product as hypothetical. Bases 1 to 531 code for a protein of 176 amino acids. The record is from RefSeq and is a predicted model, not a curated record. NCBI's taxonomy places the organism in Eukaryota, Fungi, Mucoromycota, Mucoromycetes, Mucorales, Phycomycetaceae. The transcript is spliced from 3 exons.